Paramecium primaurelia is the source of this 383-nucleotide messenger RNA. The record is from the annotation of a GenBank genome assembly. NCBI's taxonomy places the organism in Eukaryota, Ciliophora, Oligohymenophorea, Peniculida, Parameciidae.
GUCAGAAAGAAGAUUAUCUGAAGCUACUAUCACAACUUUACUAUCAUCAAGAGGAGCCGUAUAAAUGAAAUUUUUAAGUUAAUAAUAAUGGUUAAUGAAAAUGGAUCAUAUGUUUAUGGUAAUAGAGAAAUAAUUAAAAAAUUAAAGUUUGUCUUUUGAAGAAUGAAUCAAUGAUAGGAUCAUAAAAGAUAGUUUAGGAGCCUCAAUAAAUCAUGCUCCCAAUGUUUGGAGAUAAUGAAUUAGUAUUUUAUAUAAAUCCUUAAGAUUUACCAGAUUUAGUUGAUGAGGUACUUGACACUUAUUUAACACAUUCAAGAGCAUUUUUAGUAUUUAUGUAAGGAUAAAUGAUGGUGGAAAUCAUUUUGAUUCAUUAAUUUGAUUGA